AUGAUUGUUAAGAAAAGUAAAGAUACCAUACAAUUGGAACAAUCAAAUAAUGGAAAUGAUGAGGAAAAGUUGGAUUCAGCUAGUACUGAAAAAGAAGAUAUUACACAGCCAAGUAUUGUCUCUAUAGAAAAUGUGGAAGAAAUUGAAUCCAACGAAAAAUUGGUUGAAUCAUCUGAAGGAGAAGUGAAACCAAAUGAGACCACGGAAGUGCAAAUAUCCAAUGAGGGUAGUGUUCAGGAAGGUGAUAAGACUGAGGCAAUUAUGUCAACGGCAAGUAUAAUUCAACAAGAUGUAAAAGAGCAACAAGUUGACAAAGAUGACAGUCAAUUAUUAGCGUCAUCAACGUCAAGUCAUGGAUCACCAUCAGUUCAAACAUCACCAAAAAUCAUUCAAAUAACACCACCAACACCUUCAACAACAAAAUCUUCCUUAACAAAGACUGUAAUAGUAAAAUCUCCUCCGAUAACAAAACCAUCUCCAUCAAUAAAAGCACCGGUAACAAAAUCUAUGGCAAUAAAAAUUCCGGUAAUAAAACCAAGUGAAACCGUAUCAAAAAUUACUUUAAAAAUACCUAAAGUUGUUUCCGGUUUCGGAACUAGCAUUCCGUCAACAUUCACUGGUGAUGAUGAAGAUGAUUACUUUCAUGGAUUUUUGCCUCGUGAAGAUGCAAAUACGCUCUGCGUACUUGAUGGUGACUUUUUACUACGAACUACCGAAGUUUCGUCUGGUGAAGAUCGUAAGCUAUGCUUAUCAGUUGCAUGGCGUGGUAAACAUCAUAUCAUUUUACAUUAUGAUAAAUCAAAGAAUCAAUAUGGAAUGAAAGCUAAUCAUACAUUUCCUACAAUUACCGAUUUGGUUAAUUAUUAUGCUCAACAUAAAUUUAAAGUACUAAAAGAACGUGUAUUAUUAAAGAAUCCAAUCAUUACACAACCAUGGGAAUUGAAGCAUCAACAAGUGGAACUUCUUCAAAAACUUGGUGAAGGCGCAUUUGGUGAAGUUCAUUCAGCUAAUCUUGCGCUUACACCUCGAUUUCGUGUCAAAGCUGCUGUUAAAGUUCUUAAAUGUGAUACGAUGACAAAAGAAAAAGUACGAGAAGCGAUGUGUGAAGUUCGAAUGUUACGAAAUUUACGACAUGAAAAUAUCGUUCGAUUUUAUGGUGUUGCUAAUAGACGAGAACCUUUAAUGCUCAUUAUGGAACUUGUCAAAGAAGGUGCAUUGGAUACAUUUCUUAAAAAAAAUGGUAAUAAUCUUCCAAUGAAAAUCAAACUAUUAAUGAUACGUGAUGCUGCAUUUGGCCUAGCAUAUUUACAUGGCCAAAAUAUUAUGCAUAGAGAUUUGGCAACUCGUAAUUGCUUAUAUACAGGUGAAACAGUAAAAUUAAGCGAUUUUGGUAUGUCUGUUUAUGGACCUCAACAUAAAUUACUACCAACUGAUAAAGCACCUGUUCGAUGGAUUGCACCUGAGGUAUUCCGUACGCUAGUCUAUUCAUUCCCUUCUGAAACAUGGUCUUUUUUUAUUAUGGUCUGGGAGAUUUUCAAUAAUGCUGUGGAACCAUAUACAGGUUGGGAUCGAGCACGUGUUAAAAUUGAAGUUCUAAAAGGUAGCCGACUAUCCAUACCUUCCGCAGCACCAGUUAUACUUCAAGAACUUUGUAAACAAGCAUGGAAUACGGAUAUGAGUAAACGGCCAACGAUGUUUACUGUAGCAUCUGUAAUGAGGAAAUUAACCGGACAAAAUGAUACUAGUGAUAAACAAACUCAUGCUACUGUUAGUAUGCCAAUACCAAUGUAUAAGAAUAUGCAAAAUAAUUAUUACAGUCCAAAAGCUUUGACAAUUUCUGGUAAUAAACCAGUGCCAAGAUCGAGAAAAAGGUAA
Molecule: messenger RNA, 1875 nt
Organism: Loa loa (African eye worm)
Lineage: Eukaryota; Metazoa; Nematoda; Chromadorea; Rhabditida; Onchocercidae
Product: TK/FER protein kinase
Exons: 12
Coding region: 1-1875 (624 amino acids)
Biological process (GO): protein phosphorylation
Molecular function (GO): protein tyrosine kinase activity; ATP binding
Source: RefSeq, a predicted model, not a curated record